Phlebotomus papatasi is the source of this 9149-nucleotide messenger RNA. Its product is annotated as sodium/potassium/calcium exchanger Nckx30C. The coding region runs from base 745 to 2643 and encodes 632 amino acids. Gene Ontology annotation, molecular function: calcium channel activity; calcium, potassium:sodium antiporter activity. Lineage: Eukaryota; Metazoa; Arthropoda; Insecta; Diptera; Psychodidae. The transcript has 7 exons. Gene Ontology annotation, cellular component: membrane. Gene Ontology annotation, biological process: intracellular calcium ion homeostasis; calcium ion transmembrane transport. The record is from RefSeq and is a predicted model, not a curated record.
CACAGUAGUUUGUGCGCGUCCAUUGCGGUAGACACAUCUCCACACGAUAAUCCAUAUAUUUUUGCCACACCAAUUCACGAUAAAUAUCAAUUCUUUUUUCUCUUCUCACACACCUCCGAGAGGGCAAAAGAGGGUGAACCAGAGGACAAAAUCAGUGGGAUUGGCUUUGGCAAAAUCCUGACAGUUAAAAAAGAAAACGGAUAUUUGUGCAGUUCCACCCCAAAGUUCAUCACACCUCCAUUAUAUAUAGUUCUUUUUUUUUUAAAUUUCAUUUAUCUGGUGAACUUCCACAGUGGAUUUUUUGGGUUAUCUUCAGUUUUCCUCUUUUUUUUUCCUUCUGACGAAAGAAAAGGUUGUUUUCCCAAAAAGGGAUAGAGAGAGAGAGAGCCUUUUCUGGGCCAUUUGGACUUGAGCACCAACAGUACAGUUUUGCCGAACGAAGAACACCGAAGAAGAAGAGUUGAGUGUCGAACUGAGGCGAGGCACAUAGGAUUUUCCACCAAAUAAAAAAAUAAAACAUAGAGAGAAGAAUUGGAAUUAUCCUCUGCAGUGGAUUCCCGUGUUGGAUUUGCAAACGGGAACACUGAGGGUGAGGCGGAGGCGGAGGUGGAGGACAUCCAGGACAGCCGACAGACGAGAUGCCGUCACCCAGAAUACUCACACAAACCAGCAGCCCAUGAUAGAUUAAUUUGUGUGAGAACGCGUGUGCAAAGCGGCGGACAUUGUGUGUGAACGGGGGGCACAAUGGGGCCACCCAGAGACGCCCCAAGUGACGGUGGUGGUGACAGGCCACGGACAUCGGUGCUCCUUGUUCUCAAAAUUAUCGUGGGACUCGUGGCUGCCAUCCUGUUCCUACCAUCGCGGACCCUAGCUGACCACCAACACCUCCACAGCCACCACAUCGAGUUCGACCCAGAAAAUGCCACCGCCACCAUCAUUCUCACAAACGGAUCCUCACCCAAUGGUACCAAUAAUGAAACGCACAAGGAUCCCCUCUUUCCUGAAGACCUCUUCACAAUAGAGCAACGUCGAAAUGGUGCUGUUAUCUUUCACAUAAUUGGUGUCAUCUACAUGUUUGUCGCUCUCGCGAUAGUCUGCGACGAGUUCUUUGUGCCUUCUCUGGAUGUCAUCAUCGAAAAAUUGGGCAUUGCCGAUGAUGUAGCCGGGGCUACAUUCAUGGCGGCCGGUGGUAGUGCUCCGGAACUGUUCACCAGUGUCAUUGGUGUCUUUGUGUCAUUCGAUGAUGUGGGUAUCGGUACAAUUGUCGGUAGUGCGGUGUUCAACAUAUUAUUCGUAAUCGGCAUGUGUGCAUUAUUCUCAAAGACGAUACUAACCCUAACAUGGUGGCCCCUCUUCCGCGAUUGCACCUUCUACAGUGCCAGUCUUCUCAUUCUCAUAUGUUUUUUUCGUGAUAACCUCAUUGAGUGGUGGGAGGCGCUCAUCCUAUUCCUCAUCUAUGCAGCCUAUGUCAGCUUCAUGAAGUGGAACCAGCAGGUGGAGCGGUGCGUGAAAAAAGUUAUCUACAAGAACAAGGUGACCAGAGUACGAAGCACUGAUCAACUAAUGCCUGCAAAUAAUCAGACAUUUGAACUGCAGGGCAAUGCGGCCAAUUCAUCUGAAACGUCAAUGGCAACCCAGCCUGGAGGUUCAGUUACUUCUAGGGCUGCGUCCGAAAGUCGAUCUGGGCCACCUGGAUCGAGUAGCGGAGCCACUGGCACCAGUGCUGGCACGAGUACAGUGACAGGCGCCAAAUUCCGCCACGGACUGUUGCAAUUGAUGAUACACACCAUUGAUCCACUUCAUGAUGGCAAAGUGGAUGAAAAAGCGACACAAUUGCAUGCCAUUGCCUCCCUCAAAGUGCUUCUGGACGCCACGAAACCACAAAGAGGAGCUGCCACCUCCACAGCCGCAAAUCACGUUAAGAUUAACCUAAAAGAAACGACAUUAGCUAGCGAUCGUCCUAAUGGAAAUAUAGAUACGCGACUCGAUUCGGGUUAUCUAUUACAACAGGGAAAUGAGAUUGAGGAGGAGCCAGAGGCGCUUAGUAUGUCGUGGCCUAGUACAUGGAAAAAGCGGAUAACAUAUUUGCUGGUGGCCCCCAUCCUCUUUCCACUAUGGCUCACGCUACCCGACACGAGAACACCACGAGGGAAGAAGUUCUUUUCCAUAACCUUUAUCGGCUCAAUUCUUUGGAUUGCUGCCUAUUCUUACUUGAUGGUGUGGUGGGCCAAUGUCGCCGGUGACACUGCCCGUAUUCCACCAGAGGUGAUGGGACUGACCUUCUUGGCUGCUGGUACCUCAAUUCCGGAUCUCAUCACUUCGGUGAUUGUAGCCAGAAAGGGAUUCGGAGACAUGGCAGUCUCUAGUUCCGUGGGUAGCAACAUAUUCGACGUCACGGUUGGAUUGCCAGUACCGUGGCUGCUGUAUGGGAUAAUUUAUGGACAGCCGGUCACAGUGAAUUCAGUCGGAAUGGUUUGUUCAAUUACGAUUUUAUUUAUGAUGUUAUUAUUUGUCAUCCUGUCGAUUGCCUGUUUCCGCUGGCGAAUGAACAAAGGUCUCGGCCUAACCAUGUUCUUGCUAUACUUUGUCUUCGUUGCCGUAUCACUUAUGUUUGAAUAUGAUGUUAUGGAAUGUCCUGUCUAAGUUUAAUCUCAACCGAUAAAGCUCUCUGCCUCCCAGACUCCAAAAGAAAAAAAUUAACUCAUGUCUGCAAGAAGUACUACAAUAAAAUCGAUUGUGUAACAAUAAAGAACAUUCUCCCAGCAAAAGCAUCAUGAGUGAUUGCAAAGAGAGUGACCCAGAAAGGACUUAGCAAAAGAAAAACUCUUAAAUAGUUCUUGAGCGAAAAAUGUUACUUCUACCCAAGAAAACAACAUUCUUAUAGUGUUCUAACAAACGACAUUUUACACCGUCAACAAGGGAGAAAAAUUUCCGCGUGUAACCGUAUAAAAGAAUAUAUUAGAAAAUUGUUUUAUAAUGCCAUAGAGAAGAAAACAAUCGCAUUGAAUCUCAUUCGAAAUAUGUAAGAAAAUUCCUUUUGUCCGGAGCUGAGAACGCUGAAUGACGUAUAGAACAAUAUAAAUUGCAUACAAAAUCAGCUUCAAAUUUUAUUCCAAAACACAUGAGAAAAAAACACGUGAAAAAUAAGAAAAAAUACUGGCAAAAAUUAUUGUAUAUCAUACAUAAUGCUACAACAAAAACGUUUCCAUUCAAUAAGAAGAAAAAAAAAACAAAAAUAAUUUAGUGAACAAAGAACUAUUUAUAUAAAGUCAUAUUGUCAACCUAAAAAAAAGUGAAAGACAAGACAAAAGAAAACGUAGUCGAAUUAGCAAAAAAAGAUUUUCUUAUUAAAAUAAAAGACAAAAAAAAGUUAAAUUAUUGAAUUCCACCAUUCUUCGAAAUAUUCUUCCUCUUAUUCUCUAUAUAAAAAAAUAUUCUAUAUUAUAUUAAAAAAAAACAAUGAAAAAAAGAGAAAACUAUACUUUAAAAGAUGAGAAAAAUAUUCUUAACUUAUUGAAACACAAAUUGAGACACUAUAGCGGCACUUUACUUGUGAUUUACUAACUUGUCUCUAUUACAAAACAUAUUUCAUAAGGUAAAAAAAAACAUUAUAAGAGAGAGAAAAAGAGAGUGAGAGAGAGAAAAUGGAUAGAAAAAUGAGAAUGUAUCAAUUUUAUAUUUUAUCAUUGAUUAAUAUUUCAGGAGCAGUAAAUGAGGAAAAUUCUCUAUUAUUCAUUUUAUUUCCAUCAUAUACUUCAAUUUGUUAUUAUCCCUUCGAAUGCUACUUGCAGCUUGUGAUCGAAAUAACAGUGGGUGGCAAAAAUGUUAGAUUGAACCCUUUUCUUAUAUCCCAUUAGUAGCUUGACAGAUGAUGUAUUCAGCGUAUUAAAGACAUUUAAUUGAUUUCUGAUGUUCGAAAUAUUAUAUGGUUGUACAUAAAAUUAAUCUUUGACAUUUUUAUUUAUAUUUUUCUCAAAUAAAUGGUGGAAACACAUUAACAUAGAAUUUCCUUAUGUAAUGAAAAAGCUGACAUAAACGUCAUUAAUGUCAAAAUAGGCGCCUAAAAAUUUGACAGAACAUAAAUAACCUCACUUUUCAGUGACGACUCAACCUGGCACAGAAAAUGCUCUGCAAACGAAUAUUCAAAUAAUAACAAUAAUUAUUCCCAAUUAUUUUCCAUUAAAUUAUUUCUAAAGAGCUAUGAAAAAUUAAACAAAUUUUAGUGUACAUUUGGUUAGCACUAGAUUCUCACCAACAACGUUUAACCCUUUAAGAACUACGAAUGGGACACCGGUAUCCCAAAAAUGAAAACUAAUUUUUCGGGCUACAUAAAGGACAAAAUAACUUUCUAUAGUCGAGAAAUUUAUUUUUGUUUUUGGGACACCGGUGUCCUACUCGUCCUUAAAGUGUUAAACCUCUUGUUGGUAUUUCAAUUGACAUCAUAGAUGUCUGUCUGAGCAACGCCGAUUUCUCCUAAGAGUGUUUUUAGUGUUAGCCUGUGAGUUACCCCUUCGGGAGGAGUCAUCGUGGAGAGGAUUAGCAUUGAGUGCUAUAGAUCGUUAGGAGGAACUCUGAGGAUUCAGGAGAAACGUCUGGCGGCCAAGGUGCUUAUCCACGCGAUUCCCUUUAGUGCUCCGUCCUCACAGUUGCCCUGACGGAUCUAGCAAUUCUUUCUUCCUUUGGAGUUAUUUUCCGCAAUAUCCUCAGGAUUACUUAUGUAACAUAGUUUAAAUUGUACGUGUAUUCCUGCAACUGAAGAUCUGUGUUAACAUGGAUCAUGAAAGCCCAUACAAUAAUAUUUUUAAGUUAACGUAUAAGUUCUUUCGUGAUUUAUUUCGAAUUUAUUUAUUGAAUUUAUUUGAUUAUUUCGUGAUUAAAAUGCAUUUUAAUCUAUAUACUUUUUGUGAUAGUUUUCCAUAUAAGUGGGGUUAUGUCAUGUUAACCUGACAUUUUUCUGAUUUUGAUGGGAUUAUUCAAUUGAAUAACCAACCAAAAGACACUUCACUGUGUCCACAGAUCCAAAUUAUUUGGUAAAAAGCUCUAAAACAGCAGAAUUUUAAAGUUUAUAAAUUGAUAUUUCUUUCACUUGCCGUUUAGGACAUAGAUCUACGUAUCUACACUGAGAAAAAGAUGGUGCGAUUAACAUUUUUUCCUCUGAAAUUUAACACUUUUUGGGUGUAAAAAUAUAUCAACAUUAUUUAAUGUUAAUUUUACAUCUUUUUAAGGGUAAAAUUAACAUGAAAAAGGGUACCUUUAACCCUAAUACACCUAAAAAGGAUAAUAUUUACACCGAUUUUGGAUCAAUACUUCAGGGUGAAAUUAACAUUUCCGGAAUGUUAUUUUAACUUUUUUGGAUUUCUCUCAGUGUAUACGACUUGGAUGAAUAUCGUCAGAAGAAAAUAAUAAUGUUUUUCGAUUUAUAUCUUUCGUCGUCACUAGACGGAAAAAAAUAACUUUAUCACCUUUGAUUUAAAAGUCAGAUUGAAGUCUAGACAAUGUAUCGGUCAACAUAAGGUAAAACAGUUUAAUUCAGAAUCUGAUCAAAUUGAAAUUUUGUUUAUUAAAAUCUCAGCUAACUUAUCAUUGUGAAUGGACUACCAAGUCGUAAUGUAUUUAUUAAAGAAAAAUUCUGUAUUCUGUAUUAAUACUCCAAGUUGUAUUUUGGUUUGAAAUAAGAAAUAAAAGAACAAAAAAUUUCAUAACAACAUCCAUUAGUGGCCUUUCAUACUGUAUUAAAAGUUUUACAUUUAAUAUAAUGUUGUGUUUCUGACACAAAUCGAUAGCAAUCGGCUAUUCAUUACAUAACUUUCUGAAUAUCUCAGUGAAAGAUUAUGAAAAUCUCUAAUAGUUCCAUCGACAUUAGAGUUAGCGACUGACAGUACAUUAAGGACGUGAAAAUAUUUUUCUCUCCGAUAAAAAAUGAUAAAUCUAGCGGAUUUCUGAUAGACAUAUCGAUCGACAUGAUUUAUAGUGUUUCCUUCCCAUGUUAAUGUGUUUCCAUGUUAAGCAAUUCAAAGAUAAAGCAUUAAGUCUCAAGUAGAUGACUAAUAUUUAGGUCUAUCAAAUGUUUCGACUCAUCAAAUAUUGUUUUUUGUACUGAAAUUGGAUGAGACUGAAAGUUUUUAACAGAAAAAGCUCAACAAUGUUGAUCUUCUAUGCCAUAAACUGAAAACAUUUUAUAGCAAGUGAGAUAAGCACCAUUUGCGGAUAAUCCACAAAGUAUUAUGUAAGAUCCUUAUUUUCUUGAUGAGAAAAGAUUUUCGGUAUAUUCAAAAUCUCCUUGCUAUUAUAUAAAAACAGUAAUUACUAAUAAUUGUCGCGUUUGCAGAGAUUCUAAACUACGAAAAGAUCAUUGGACUACUGAUGAAGAUGAUUGAUCUGCUCAAAUUUCGAACAAGGUCUAUUCAGAUAGCUGAUUGGAUUACUAUAAAAUUUAAGACUUCCUUAGAGAUUUUCUCUAACUAAGAUAUUUCCAAGUUGAUGUUUUCUGUUGACGCUGACACUUUCUGAAAUAUAGGAUCUAAGUAUGGGCUCUUGCAGUAUAACGACAUGAGAGUUUAUCCGGAAAGAUUUUUUAUAAUUACUUUUGAAUACAUAAUCAAAGAGAGGUGGAAAGAUUCGUGGCCUAGGCCUAGGUCUUCAUGGCCUAGACACACUUAGGACUUAACCGAGAGAAGGCUUAACGUAAUUAUAAUCUUUCUUUAUUUAUUUAUUAAAAAAAUGCUUUUGAGCAGGUGCUCUUGAAAGCAAAAACAUACAUGUAUUUAUAAAAACAUAAAGAUUAGAAAGAUUUGUCAGAAAGAAAAGUUUGCGUCCACCGCCGUCUCAGCAUUGAUUACUAAUCUCCAGAGCCAAACGAUGGAAAUGCUCUAAUCAGAAUAAUGAUCACAUUACAUUUCUGUGAGUUUAUAACUAAUCCGUCUCCCGGCUUACGCCGAGAAAUAUUUCUGACAUUAUUGACGAUUAAAGUGUCACCGUGGUGUCACAUAUAAGAUUAAUACUAAGAGUAAGGACAAACAGAAAGUGAGGUGUAUAGUAUUCAAAAUUUCAAUUGGAAAAAAAUCUGUGUUAGAAAGAGUGAACUCUAGUUGAAUAAUACUAUGAGCAAAAUAUUACUGUUUUUAUUAAUUGUUUUCUGAACCAUAUUAUUCUAUGCAUCCCAACUGUGAUUCGGUCAAUUUUCGAGCGAUUGCAUGGUUGCCAACUUUGUACGGGAAAAUACGAGAAAGACAAGAUAAAGCAAUUGCUAUCUUUUUCGCCAUUCUCGCAGUUUAGAAAGUAUUAAUCUUACAUAUGACACCACGGUCAAGAAUGCCGAAAUUCGAAUUGGCAGAACAAACAGCGCUAAAAUGGUGAGAACGUGAAUUUGCACUAGGCUUCCGGAAGAUUUUCGAAUAGAUUUGGCUUGACUUUAGAGUGGCUUUGUCUUUUCUAAAGGUUAUUACUGAUCGGAACCAUUGAAUAUUUAAAAAGAAACUGAGUUUAGAUAAUAAAAGCUGCAAAAUACUUAAUGACGUCGUAAUAUAAAAUUCUUUAAUAUUGCAUUUACAUCAAAUAUUUGACAGGCCUAAAUACUUUAGUCAUUAGCUUGAGUAAAUAAAUAUUUACUUACAAAAAUAUUUCGUGCUAUCACAUUUUCUGAUUGGCUAGAACCUUGUCUGCCUUCAAUCUUUAGCCAAUCAGAGUACACGAUGAGAGUGAAUAUUCUAUUAGGUCAAAUAUUUAUUUACAUCUGAAUCAUGCUUAAAGUUAGCAGUUUAUCAUUCAAGCCUUCAAUAAAAAUUGAACUAAUAGAUUUUUUUUACCGUCAAUAUCAUUUUUGUCACUCACUGUACCCCUUGUGGACUGAUAAAUAUCUUCUCCACUUCUUAUCCAUACACGUUUGGUGAAAAAUGGGGAACUUUACGUUAUUUAAAAUGUAUAGCGCCAAGUUAAAUGCUAGAAAGAUUUUUUUUGAUAAGAAUAUAUCCUCUCCAUAGAAUGUCUUAUCAGCCGUUAUUCAAUUUGUAAUAGAUAAACAUCGGUGAAAAGCGCAAUAGAAGAUGGAGAGAUGAGUAAAUAUAAAGUACAAAUAAAUUUUUGCUUCAAUUUAUUUUAAAGUGUCAUAUUUAGCAUUUGAAAAGAAAUUUGAAAAAAAUACGACGAGCUUUGUUUGGCUUGAAGACGAAGAAAAAAAUUGCAAUUUAUUUGAAGCAUUGUAUUGCAUGUUGCUUAUUUUUCUCCAGAUAGAGAGAAAAUUUUAUUAAUUGAAAAUGGAACAAAUGCGAUUUCUUCGAAACUGUUAAUUGAGUCUUCAACUUGGAUCAUUCUCUCUGAUUGAACAAAAAAAAAAAGUGCAAUAAAAAUAUAGUGAAAAAAAAUCUAUACUAUUUAUCGAGAAAUUCCCUCAGUUUUCUUAUUAAAUCUACUAAAUUUUUCUUCGAUAUUAAUACCUUUCUUCAUCUCAUGUACUCUACAAUUCAAUUCCUCUUCCCACCCCAAAUCUUAUCUUGAACUUCUAUCAUAAAGAAACUCUCGAAUGUAUGUUGAAAAAAAAAUCGUAAAAUUCUCUUUUAAAGUCCAUUCAAUUAAACAAAAAAUAAAUCAAGAUGGGAAAUUAUAGUGAAAAAAAACAAAUUUGAAUAUUGAGUGAUUUUUAAUAAAAAGAAAUUAUUUGUGAAGGACAUUUUUCACGAUAUUGGAUAAUGAGGUUUAAAAAAAAAACAAAAUGCUAUUAAGAGAUGAGAAAAAAAUAAAAUUCCAAAGCAAUAAGCAAUAUUUGUAGAUGUUACUGAUUACAGAGAGAACAAGUUCGUAAUUUUUCAAAUUCAUUUAACUCAUAUUAGUAAUGCAAAAAAGAAAAAAAAAUUAAGUAAAACUGAAGCGAAUGAAGUUAAAAAUUGCAUUGAAGUACUGUAAAUAUUGAAGAUUGUAUAGUUAAAUGUUUAACUUUGGUAUUUAAUAAACAAAACAACAAAAAAAAAGAGAUGAUGAGAAAUCUUGUAACCCCGAAGAUACACUGUUUUAUGAAAUAUAUAUUAUAUUAUAGAAGUGAACAAUUAUUAUAACUCGUUGCGAUCAUUUUCAUAUUUCAUCACAAAAACAACAGCUCUCAUUAAUUUUUCAAAAUACUCAGAAUUUUGCCACUAAUAUACAAAAAAAAUGAAAAA